GCCACUUCUUUUAUAUUUCUUGGUUUACAAAACCGGCGACCCGAAAUAUUUGUAAAUUGGAAAAAAAAUAAAACUGAAAUUUCCACUUUUUUUUCCCCCGAUGCAAAAAAAAUUAUCCGAAAAGCGCGAUAAAUAUGAGUACGAAAAUUCGAAUAUUUUUGAGUACGAAUCUAUAUAACGCAACAUUCGGACUACCUCGGAUAACUACCACAGUUCAUGGUAAAACAACAAUGGCGGCGCCCUUGAGCGGCACGGUUUACUUCCAAGUAGAUUUUGUCGGGAUAAAAGAUUUGCCAGCCAGACGGGCUUUUUUAAAGGCUGCCGUUGAUGAGGACAUCGGCACGGCUAUAAGCCGUAUCCUUCCUCGAGAAGAUUUAAUGGUUUGAUUUACGAUAUAUUUUCUAUAUUGUUAAAUUGUAUUUUGUUUUCGUCGAAAUGCUCAGCCGGGACCGGUUCGGACACACAUCCGAUCAGUAUUAACCGGGAGAAUUGCUGCUUUAUAACAAGCAAACGUUCCAGACUCUUUGGUCACGUCGUUCUAAAGAGCUAGCCCAGCACUGACUUGGUGACUGAGGCUGUUAGAAAUGUCAUAUCUGGAGUGAAAUAAACUGUACAGUUCAAUGAGUCAUGAAAUCGAAAAUACUUCAACAGUACAAUUGUUUUUCAUCUUGAUACAAUAUUAAACAUUAUCAUAGAGUUUGUAAUUUUCACGCAGGUUCAAAGUAUAACAGCUGGCAAAAGUGAGCUGCUUGCAUACAAAGAGCCCAUAUAUGUGGAGGCAGCAACUCCUGUGAAUGUCCUGCAUGAAUUUGGGACAAGGUUUUUAAGUGUUCAGCUAAUGGAACACGAAGUUCCCAAUACAAAACAAAAUGCUGGUGAGAAGAAUGUGUUUGAUAUUUUGUUGCGGGCACAGAAGUCUUACAACCUGAUUCCGAAAGAAAGAUACUGUAUUUAAAAUGUGAACUCUCACAUUUACCAGACAAGAGAUUAACUCAAAAGAUAGAUUAUACAACAUGGUGUUGAAGUUCAUGCAGAAGAAUGGGGUAGCAUUUACGCCAAUGCAGGUGGAGACGACAGGAACUUACAUUUGUAAGACACUAACCAACACACUGUGGUACUUGGACCCUCACUGGGAAAAGUUUGAACAAAGGUCUAUUAGUUGUGUAGACUUCCAAGAUUUAAGAGGUUACAACAAUUGGAGAAAGCUUAAGAUAAAGGAACCCAAGGUAACCUCUGAAGACCUGACUGAACAUAUUUCUAAUAUGAUAACUAUGACCUCAGCUGGAUACUUCCUUAACCAGAAAUUCAAACAUUUCAAAGGAAUGUGUGAAAAUCUUAUUCAAGGAAUGGUAAAGUAUAAAAAACACAUUGAUCAGCAAGCACAGCGUAGUGCAGUAAACAGGGAAAAGACUGAACCAGUAAGAUCAUUGAGUGAUCACAAUGUGUUGAGAGAUCUGAAGAUUGGAACUGACAUCGACAGGAAUUAUACUCUUGUUCAUGAAUCUCUCCGGACCCUGAAAGAAUUUGAACCCCUCUUUCUGUUUGAUUAUGAACCAGAAGAUGUCUACGACAGGAAAUUAUGGUUAGAGAAAAUGACAUUUCCAUAUCCAGUCAAAAUGUAUACUCAUAAAUUUGGAAACUUCCUGGGAAAUCACACCUUUAUUUGGAAAAGCCCAGAAGAUACAAAAGAUCUGUCUAGAGCAACAGGUGACCUAGAUGCCAUCACAGCCGUUAAGCAUGACCUGGAGAAAUUCUCAACACGUGCAAUGAGAAGAAAUUUCUUUCAGAAAUAUUCUAAGACUGGAGCAAAACCUGCCAUUCUAAGGAGCAUAUACAGAUAUCUCACUGAAGACGACACUGCUCCAGAAAGUAAUGAACAAAGGGCAAUAGACACACGUGUGUCUGAGUUCCUGCUUCAAAACGACUCCACAGAGUUUCUUUGUUUUGAUGAAAGAUUAGCAGUUCGAUUUCGGAAUGAAAGUAUACUGAUUUGUCUUGACGACAAAAGUGUCGUUCCGGUUGGUGAACCAGGGAAGCCUGUAUCAACAGGAGUUAGAGCACAUAACAAAUCAUUGGUCAUAAGAGGAGCAGUACUCAGUGCUCUAGAUCACGACUUCCACAUACAUGGUGCAGUGCCUUCUGUGCUUUUCAAAGUGGAUAUUCCUGAGCACAAGUCAGAUAGCUUUUACAAUGGUACAGUGCAUGUUACGGUUAAGGAAAAGGUGUUUAGUCCCUCAUCUCCAAUGAGACAUGCAGCUGAAAGCAUGAAAAUUCUGAGAAAUGGAGAUUCUGAAGAUGGACUUUCUUUAACAAAACCAAUACUCUUUGUGUAUACUGAUGGCGGACCUGACCACCGAUCUACUUACUGGUCUGUACAGUUAUCAUACAUCUGUAUGUUUAUAGCACUUGACCUAGAUAUGUUGAUAGCAGUGCGUACUGCACCAUCACAAAGCUACAAUAAUCCAGCAGAGCGUUGUAUGAGUUUACUUAACAUUGCACUGCAGAAUGUUGCUUUACACAGGGAGUCUAUGACAGAAAACUUAGAGUUAAGAGUACGUAGUUUAACAUCACUUGGUAAAAUACGUAAUGCAGCAAACCGUGAUCCCGACUUGAAAACUAAUUUGGUAGACUCAAUGGAACCAGUGCUGGCAGUACUGAAACAGCGAUUCUCAAAGCUGAAAUUUCAUCAAGAGCCAUUAUUAGUACAUGAUGCUGCAACAAUGAAGAGUGAACCCAAAGUCACCCAGAAAAAUGUUCUCAAAUUUUUCAGCGAUGAUCCGACACCCCAGUAA
This is a messenger RNA of Ruditapes philippinarum (Manila clam), 2792 nucleotides long. RefSeq lists its product as uncharacterized. NCBI's taxonomy places the organism in Eukaryota, Metazoa, Mollusca, Bivalvia, Venerida, Veneridae. The coding region runs from base 1014 to 2792 and encodes 592 amino acids. The record is from RefSeq and is a predicted model, not a curated record. The transcript is spliced from 7 exons.